AUGGCUGCCUCCACCAUGUCCGUCUGCUCUGACGCCUGCACCAGCGCCUCCUGGCAGGUGGACGACUGUCCAGAGAGCUGCUGCGAGCCCUCCUGCUGCGCCCCCAGCUGCUGCCAGCCCAGCUGCUGUGCCCCCUGCCUGACCCUGGUCUGCACCCCGGUCAGCUGUGUGUCCAGCCCCUGCUGCCAACCCACCUGCACCAGCUCCUGCACGCCCUCGUGCUGCCAGCAGUCUUGCUGCCAGCCGGCCUGCUGCUCCUCCUCCCCCUGCCAGCCGUCCUGCGGUGUGCCCGUCUGCUGCAAGCCCGUCUGCUGUGUGCCCGUCUGCUGUGGGGCUUCCUCAUGCUGCCAGCCCUCUUGCUGCCAGCAGUCUAGCUGUGCGCCCUCUUGCUGCCAGUCCUCCCCCUGCCAACCGUCCUGCGGUGUGACCCUCUGCUGCAAGCCCGUCUGCUGUACCCCCGUCUGCUCUGGGUCCUCCCCUUGCUGCCAGUCCUCAUGCUGCCAGCCGUCCUGCUGUGUGCCCGUCUGCUGCAAGCCCGUCUGCUGUACCCCCGUCUGCUCUGGGUCCUCCCCUUGCUGCCAGUCCUCAUGCUGCCAGCCGUCCUGCGGUGUGCCCGUCUGCUGCAAGCCCUGCUCCAGCGUCUGCUGCCGCCCGUCCUCCUGCGUGUCCCUGCUCUGCCGCCCCGCCUGCUCCCGCCAGGCCUGCUGUGGCCUCUGCUCGGGCCUGAAGUCCAGCUGCUGA
Molecule: messenger RNA, 741 nt
Organism: Jaculus jaculus (lesser Egyptian jerboa)
Lineage: Eukaryota; Metazoa; Chordata; Mammalia; Rodentia; Dipodidae
Product: keratin-associated protein 10-3-like
Exons: 2
Coding region: 1-741 (246 amino acids)
Cellular component (GO): keratin filament
Source: RefSeq, a predicted model, not a curated record